UGGCCAAGUGAAGAGCAUGUCAGGAAGAAGAGCCAGACUUCGUCCUGAAGCUGAGGCUGCUCAGUUCAUUUUAUCUGGAGUUGACAAGCCUGGUUUAAAGGUCCAGUGGGUCAGUGACUGUAAAGGACGUGGUGUAUUUGCCUGUGCACCAAUUGAAAAGGGAUCCUUUGUGGUCGAGUACCGUGGGGAGUUAAUCUCACAACAUGAGCGGGACAAGAGGCAGAAAAAGUACACAGAGAAGCAAAAUGCUUUCCUGUUUGAUUUUGAAUGGAACAGCAGCACAUGGUGCAUUGAUGCCUCCCGUGAAGAUGGCUCACUGGGUCGUCUGGUUAAUGAUGCCCACAAGUCACCAAACUGCAAAAUGAAAAAGUUGACAGUCCAGGGCAAACCUCAUCUCUGCUUGUUUGCUAUUGAAAACAUCCAAGCAGACAGUGAAAUAACCUAUAACUAUGGAGAAUCUCAGUGGCCAUGGCGAGCUCUGCAGACACCAAAUGUUCAGAUCCCAACUCAAUCUUCUGCAGACCAGGAAGUGAGCGAGGUUUCCACUUCAUCCUUCCAACAGGAGACGUCCUCAUAUGGUCUGGCCCAACAGCUGUAG
Molecule: messenger RNA, 598 nt
Organism: Chelmon rostratus (copperband butterflyfish)
Lineage: Eukaryota; Metazoa; Chordata; Actinopteri; Chaetodontiformes; Chaetodontidae
Product: N-lysine methyltransferase KMT5A-A-like
Exons: 5
Coding region: 17-598 (193 amino acids)
Molecular function (GO): protein binding
Source: RefSeq, a predicted model, not a curated record